Molecule: messenger RNA, 378 nt
Organism: Carlito syrichta (Philippine tarsier)
Lineage: Eukaryota; Metazoa; Chordata; Mammalia; Primates; Tarsiidae
Product: SWI/SNF-related matrix-associated actin-dependent regulator of chromatin subfamily A-like protein 1
Exons: 2
Coding region: 63-311 (82 amino acids)
Source: RefSeq, a predicted model, not a curated record
UGAUUCAAGAGAAGAUUAAAGUUCUGGGGGAAGCUGGGCUUUCUGAGACCAAUUUCUCAGAAAUGACAGAAGCCACUGAUUACCUCUGCAAGGACCCAAAGCAGCAGAAGAUCUAUGACCUGUUCCAGAAGUCCUUUGAGGAGGAUGGAAGGGACCUGGAGCUGCUGGAGGCAGGAGAGUCCUUUGACCCAGGAAGUGGUUCCCAGGACAUGGGCGGCACCCUGGAGGAAAGCACACCGACAGCCAGUUCACCGAAGAAAAAGAGAUUUGAAUUUUUUGAUAACUGGGACAGCUUUACCUCUCCCCUGUAAAGGGGUCGGGGGAGUGUUUGAAAAUCACGGAGUUAAUUACAAUAAAGUGAGGUAUUUUGUUUAUAAA